AUGGUCGUCUUCUUUCCCGCCCGCACCCUCUCUGCUGGCGUUCUGCUGCUUCUCUACGUCGCUUCGGCCGCGGCAGCGCCCACCAGUAAGGAGAUGCGUGUGCACCAAGAGGCUAGGGAGCUUCGUGAGUUUGCUCGUUCUUCGUGCGUGGAUCAAAUCGUUCAGCAACAAACAGCUCAGUCUCUCUGUCCAUCCAUCUUCUUUCCGAACAGCUUACGUGCCAUACGGUACCAAACCCAAGAAGAUUUCGCAGCAGCACUGCUUGACCUUCACCGCAGACGAGGCAGCAGCUUGUCAUGGAAAACGGCACUGA
Ceraceosorus bombacis is the source of this 313-nucleotide messenger RNA. The record is from the annotation of a GenBank genome assembly. Lineage: Eukaryota; Fungi; Basidiomycota; Exobasidiomycetes; Ceraceosorales; Ceraceosoraceae.